GAAGUGUUUUAUUUUACCUAAAAGAUGCCUUCCAAUUUUCUCCGGCUCAUUUAAACCUCCGCAGCCCGCACAACCGAUCAACCACCACUAACUAAUCAAACACCGCCGCCGUCCACCUCCACCUUCACACCGCGAUGGCUUCGCCGCCGUCAUCUCCCCCACCACCCCAAUCAUACCCCCUCUCACCAAACCCUGAAUCCAUCCCCACAUCAUCCAAAUCAACCUCCACUCCUAAAAAAUCAGCAGCUUUUCCCUGGUCCCACGACGAAACCCUAGCCCUAAUUCAAGCCUAUCAGGAAAAAUGGUACUCUCUCAAAAAAGGGCAGCUCAAAUCCUUCCAGUGGGAGGAACUCUCCGUCACCGUCGCCGCCCGCUGCGGCUUCGAUGAGCCCACCAGAACCUCCACCCAGUGCCGCCACAAAAUCGAGAAGCUCCGUAAACGGUACCGCUCCGAAUUGCAGAAGCCGAACCCUAAUUCGUGGCCGUAUUUCGAGCUCAUGGAUCAUAUGAGACGGGGGCCCAUGCCACUCAGUGCAUGCCCAAUUUCCGCCUUUAAGAGUAAUUCUUACAACAACAGUAACAAUGUCAAUCAUAGUUACGGCGGUUCGUAUUCGGGUUCGGUCGAUUAUUGUUUUAACAAUAAUAACAAUCAGAGCGAUGUCGGUGGAUCGGACGACAGUGAUGAGGAAUGGAAUGCGGCGGCAGCCAAGAAAAAUAAGUCGAAGAGUAUUAAUAACAUUGUGCAUCGGGAUGGAAAGAGAGUAGCCGUGGAGCAGGAUUUUAAUGGCGAGGGCAGUAGGGUUGUGAGAGGGUUGAGGAAUGUAACGAAUGGGAAACGGAAGCAGUAUUGUGAUGACGUGGAUGAUGAUGUGGACGAAGAGCUGCAGGUGGAGGAGCAAGUGGAAGAAGGUGAUGGAGGAAUGAAAUUGGCGGAGGGAAUUAGGGGUGUCGCCGAGAAGUUUAUGGAAAUGGAGAAUAGAAAGAUUGAGAUGAUGCGGAAAACGGGGAUUCAUUGGAUGGAGAUGGAAAAGAAGAGGAUAGCUAUGAUUCUUGAAGGGCAGAAAAAGAUUCUCAAUUUGAUUGGUAGUGCAUUUGGGGCGAAUAAGAAAUCGAAGAUGGCUCACGAAAGUUGAAGGCUACGUGUUUUUUGGCUCCUCGGAAUAAUAGUGGCUCGUUGAUGUAUUAACUUAUUCAGGUUUGUAGUUGGGUUUUUUCUCGGAAGAAGCGACAGUUUUAUGGUAAUCUAAUUCUGAUACUUAUUUGUUCUCAAGUGCGCAAGUGUGUGUAUGCAUGUUCAUUUCGGCCUUCCGCUUGAACUCGUUUUGCAUUUCUAGUGUUCAUAACUUCCUCGUGUUUUAAAUGGAUAUGCUUUCAAUGUUUUAUAGUGUGAAACAAAGCAAGAAAGUAGGAGAAUUAAAUCACGCCGUAAAAACAAUGGUUGCGUGUUCAUUAAAUAUGAAAUCUUGUCAAUUCUAAGAGGCUUUUUUGUUACUAUAUUUAAGCGAAGUUUUGCAAUCUGAGCACAUGUAAUACGGCAUCGUGUAUAUCGAUUCACACUAUUAGUUGAGGUAAUUUGAUGCAUUGCAUUGCAAAAGGAGUUGCUGAUGAAGGUCAUUGUGCCUAUAUAAAUUAACAUCAUUACAUUAGUCUGACAUAUAAAUAAGUUGCUAUACUUUCAAGAAAAUCGAGAAAAUGGCAAAAACAAGAAACGCUUCAAGAUUGGAGGAGCAAGCAAAGGAAAGACGGAGAAUUGGCGAAUCAAGCACCGGAAACCAAGAAUUGGGUUCUGGCGAUUAUCAAACUAUGGCUGCCUAUCAAGAAAACAGGUCAGAUGGCUCUGGCUUCACUUUACCGUCAAAAAAACACAAGUUUUCAGAGCUGGAAGAUGAUGAAAUCCCGCUGGAGAAGAAUAGUGCACCAUCCAACAAAAACCAAGAUUCCGAGCUUGAAGAUCAAAUCCCACAGCAGAAAAUCCCGCCUACUGGGGCAGGUUCUAGAUACUGCUUUAAGAAGACGUUAAAUGAACAUGCGGUGAAUCCAGAAAGCGCCAGGCUGUACCUCGACGAAUACGAAGCAAGCACGAUUAUCAAGCAUCUGAAGAUUGUGGGUAACCCUCAAAAUAGCAGAUUGCAUCCAAGGGGUCUUGUAGUAUUCGAUGAAGUGGACAGGCGAUGGGAAAUGCUGUUAUCGCAAUGCACAUACGGAGGGAAAGUGUGUUACAAACUAGGUGGCGAAUGGAGAGAAUUUGUUGCGGCGCACAACUUGAGGAACGGAGAAAAGAUCGCCUUCUUCAAAAAUCUAGACAAAACUAUUUGUGACGAUCACUACUAUAUUAUAAAGAUAGCAACGAGGAAGCGUGAUGGUAAGAAAGCGGACGAUGUUGUUUCAACAGAGUAGAAUAUGUUGUCUUUUUUUAUAGUUGUUCUUGGCAAGAGAUUGCAGCAGUUAAGACUGUUUUUUUUUUUUUUUUUUUUUUUUUUUGGUUUCUUCAUUAAAUUUUAGACCAUUAUCAAGGGUGUUUUGUAAUUUUAAUAUUAUUUAAUAAAAUCUUUAUUUUUCAAA
Molecule: messenger RNA, 2562 nt
Organism: Erythranthe guttata (spotted monkey flower)
Lineage: Eukaryota; Viridiplantae; Streptophyta; Magnoliopsida; Lamiales; Phrymaceae
Source: RefSeq, a predicted model, not a curated record